Messenger RNA from Scaptodrosophila lebanonensis, 7280 nucleotides. RefSeq names its product mucin-2 (gene zye). The coding region runs from base 1 to 7104 and encodes 2367 amino acids. Lineage: Eukaryota; Metazoa; Arthropoda; Insecta; Diptera; Drosophilidae. The transcript is spliced from 6 exons. The record is from RefSeq and is a predicted model, not a curated record.
AUGGUCAAACUCGGCCACAUUAUCUUUUUGGCCGAAUUUCUGGUCAUUGCGGCAGGUGUGGAGUCGAUCAGUGACAAUGCCUUUAAUGCCAUUGAUCUCUACACCCAAGAAACUGAAGAUGAUUCCAAUAGAGUAGCUCGAGAAAGCUAUUCUCCAAUUGGAAAUAUUGAGAAAAUUGAUGUAAAAUGUGAUAAAGUGAAUGGCAUGCAAGUUGAAAUUCAAUUCACAGACGAUUUCAAUGGAGUAAUAUAUAGCCAGGGUUAUUUUAAUGAUCCCAACUGCAACUAUGUACAGGCCGGUAGCAAUAAUCGAAACUUCAUAUUCAAUGUUCCUUUUGAUGGCUGUGGCAGUAAACCCUCCUGUUCCCUAUGUGCAUCAUAUGAUAAUAUUCUUAUUAUUCAAAGUGACGAGAAUGUACAGGGAGGAUCGGACGCUGCCCGCAAAAUAACAUGUAGUCGGGGAGAUGAGCAGGAAAAGACGGUAUAUUUUAAGCCAUUUGUGGUCGAUAUGCUGGAGGUGAUAUCGGUUGAGACGCCCAGCGGUCCCGUAGAGUGUUGGAUGGAAAUUGGAACCGGAAUCCCUCCCAAUAUACGCCCAAUUAACUAUACGUUAACAUUGGGUGCGGAUAUUACCUUUACGAUCAAUGUGAAGCAUUUAUCUCAGAUUUGGGACAUAAAUAUUCUACAGUGCUAUGCAUCCGACAAUGAAAACUUUGAUGCCCGAAACACCAAGAAGUUACAGCUUUCAGAUAAAAGAGGUUGCUCAUUGAAAAAGAAUAUAUUUGGAGAAUGGAAAAAAUUAGUAUCUGAAUCCAGCCGAACGUCGACAUAUUAUAACACGCUAAAGGCAUUUAAGUUUCCUGAUCGUUCUCAAGUAUAUUUGAAAUGUGAUAUUGAGCUUUGCAAUGGUGCAUGCGAUAGACAAUAUAGUUGUGAUAAAAAUAUUUUAACUGAAUGUCCUUUGGGGUCAUCAGAUCCCAUUUGCCAGAAGGAACCGAAAACAACACCUCAGCCUAGAUGCUAUCCUGGUUCAACUGACCCUGCAUGCCAAGCAGUCACUAUUUCUCCGCCAAUAACAACGCGAGUGCCAACCAAACCAAAAUGUUACCUAGGUUCCAAAGAUCCUAGUUGUCGGCAAGAACCUAGGACUACAGAUAAGCCGAGGUGUUAUCCUGGUUCAACCGAUCCUGACUGCGAACCAGCAACCUACAUACCCCCAGUUACAACUCGACAAGGAUGUUUUGAAGGUUCUACUGAUCCUAAAUGUCAGCCAGCCACUUAUCUGCCACCAACAACGACCGCGAGGAUUCCUGUUACAAAGCCUAGAUGCUAUCCUGGAUCAACUGAUCCCGAUUGCCAACCAGCAACAACUUCCCGGCCACCCAUAACACGGUUGCCAACUAAACGGAGAUGUUAUCCAGGCUCUACUGAUCCGCAAUGUCCGCAAGACCAGAAAACAACAGCUACACCGCGAUGCUACCCAGGCUCAACGGAUCUUCGUUGUCGUCAAGAACCAAAAACAAACCCUCAGCCAAGGUGUUACCCUGGAUCAACCGAUCCUGAUUGCCAACCAGCCACUUAUUUGCCACCGACUACAACACGAGUUCCAAUAACUACUACUAAGCCAAGAUGUUAUCCAGGAUCCACCGAUCCUCGAUGUCCACAGAAACCAAGAUGCUAUCCUGGUUCACCCGAUCCAGAUUGCCAACCAGCCACUUAUUUACCCCCAACUACAACACGAGUUCCAAUAACUACUACUAAGCAAAGAUGUUAUCCAGGCUCCACAGAUCCCAGAUGUCCACAAGAACCUCGGACAACACCUAAGCCAAGAUGUUAUCCAGGAUCUUCAGACCCCCUUUGCCCACAGCAACCGAAGUCAACUCCCAAACCAAAAUGUUAUCCAGGUUCAACCGAUCCUGACUGCCAACCAGCAACUUAUUUGCCCCCAACUACAACACGAGUUCCAAUAACUACUACUAAGCCAAGAUGUUAUCCAGGCUCCACAGAUCCCAGAUGUCCACAAGAACCUCGGACAACACCUAAACCAAGAUGUUAUCCAGGAUCUUCAGAUCCUCUUUGCCCACAGCAACCGAAGUCAACUCCCAAACCCAGAUGCUAUCCUGGUUCCACCGAUCCUGACUGCCAACCAGCAACUUAUUUGCCACCGACUACAACACGAGUUCCAAUAACUACUACUAAGGCAAGAUGUUAUCCAGGCUCCACAGAUCCCAGAUGUCCACAAGUACCUAACACAACAAGUAAACCAAGAUGUUAUCCAGGGUCCACUGAUUCUCGUUGUCCACAGGAGCCAAAGACAACUCUGAAACCAAGAUGUUAUCCGGGAUCGAAUGAUGUAGAAUGUCUUAAUUGUUUCCCAGGCUCACCAGACCCGAGAUGUCCUAAGAUUCCAACCACUCCAAAACCGGGAUGUUUUGAAGGUUCUACAGAUCCAAAAUGCCAGCCAGCAACUUAUCUGCCACCAACAACGACCGCUAGAAUUCCAAUUACAACAGCAAAACAAUUAUGUUAUCCAGGAUCCACAGACCCUCGUUGCCCACAGCAACCGAAAACAACACCUCAGCCAAAAUGCUAUCCCGGUUCAAAUGAUCCAGAUUGUCAACCACCGACUUACAUACCGCCAACCACAACAAGAAUUCCAAUAACUACUACUAAGCCAAGAUGUUAUCCAGGCUCCACAGAUCCCAGAUGUCCACAAGAACCUCGGACAACACCUAAGCCAAGAUGUUACCCAGGAUCUUCAGAUCCCCUUUGUCCACAGCAACCAAAAUCAACUCCCAAACCAAGAUGUUCUCCUGGUUCCACUGAUCCUGGCUGCCAACCAGCCACUUAUUUGCCCCCAACUACAACACGAGUUCCAAUAACUACUACCAAGCCAAGAUGUUAUCCAGGCUCCACAGAUCCCAGAUGUCCACAACAACCUCGGACAACACCUAAGCCAAGAUGUUAUCCAGGAUCUUCAGAUCCUCUUUGCCCACAACAACCAAAAUCAACUCCCAAACCCAGAUGCUAUCCUGGUUCCACCGAUCCUGACUGCCAACCAGCAACUUAUUUGCCACCGACUACAACACGAGUUCCAAUAACUACUACUAAGGCAAGAUGUUAUCCAGGCUCCACAGAUCCCAGAUGUCCACAAGAACCUCGGACAACACCUAAGCCAAGAUGUUAUCCAGGAUCUUCAGACCCCCUUUGCCCACAGCAACCGAAGUCAACUUCCAAACCCAGAUGCUAUCCUGGUUCCACCGAUCCUGACUGCCAACCAGCAACUUAUUUGCCACCGACUACAACACGAGUUCCAAUAACUACUACUAAGGCAAGAUGUUAUCCAGGCUCCACAGAUCCCAGAUGUCCACAAGAACCUCGGACAACACCUAAGCCAAGAUGUUAUCCAGGAUCUUCAGACCCCCUUUGCCCACAGCAACCGAAGUCAACUCCCAAACCCAGAUGCUAUCCUGGUUCCACCGAUCCUGACUGCCAACCAGCAACUUAUUUGCCACCGACUACAACACGAGUUCCAAUAACUACUACUAAGGCAAGAUGUUAUCCAGGCUCCACAGAUCCCAGAUGUCCACAAGUACCUAACACAACAAGUAAACCAAGAUGUUAUCCAGGAUCCUCAGAUCCCCUGUGUACACAAAUUCCCAUAACGACUCCUGAGCCAAAGUGCUAUCCGGGAUCGAAUGAUCCAGCAACUUACCUUCCACCAACAACAACAGCUAGAACCCCACUUACGACAUCUAAGGAAUUAUGCUACCCAGGUUCCACAGAUCCUCUUUGUUCUCAAAAACCAAAGACAACUCCCAAACCAAGAUGUUAUCCGGGUUCGAGAGAUCCUGAGUGUCAACCAGCCACGACACGUGCUCCAGUAACUACCGCCAAACCAAGAUGCUAUCCUGGCUCGACAGAUCCCAGAUGUCCACAAGAACCUCAGACAACACCUAAGCCAAGAUGUUAUCCAGGAUCUUCAGAUCCUCUUUGCCCACAACAACCAAAAUCAACUCCCAAACCCAGAUGUUAUCCUGGUUCAACCGAUCCUGAUUGCCAACCAGCCACUUAUUUGCCCCCAACUACAACACGAGUUCCAAUAACUACUACCAAGCCAAGAUGUUAUCCAGGCUCCACAGAUCCCAGAUGUCCACAAGAACCUCAGACAACACCCAAGCCAAGAUGUUAUCCAGGAUCUUCAGAUCCUCUUUGCCCACAACAACCAAAAUCAACUCCCAAACCAAGAUGUUAUCCUGGUUCCACUGAUCCUGGCUGCCAACCAGCCACUUAUUUGCCCCCAACUACAACACGAGUUCCAGUAACUACCACUAAGCCAAGAUGUUAUCCUGGCUCGACAGAUCCCAGAUGUCCACAAGAACCUCAGACAACACCUAAGCCAAGAUGUUAUCCAGGAUCUUCAGAUCCUCUUUGCCCACAACAACCAAAAUCAACUCCCAAACCCAGAUGUUAUCCUGGUUCAACCGAUCCUGAUUGCCAACCAGCCACUUAUUUGCCCCCAACUACAACACGAGUUCCAAUAACUACUACCAAGCCAAGAUGUUAUCCAGGCUCCACAGAUCCCAGAUGUCCACAAGAACCUCGGACAACACCUAAACCAAGAUGUUACCCAGGAUCUUCAGAUCCCCUUUGUCCACAGCAGCCAAAAUCAACUCCCAAACCAAGAUGUUCUCCUGGUUCCACUGAUCCUGGCUGCCAACCAGCCACUUAUUUGCCCCCAACUACAACACGAGUUCCAAUAACUACUACCAAGCCAAGAUGUUAUCCAGGCUCCACAGAUCCCAGAUGUCCACAAGAACCUCAGACAACACCCAAGCCAAGAUGUUAUCCAGGAUCUUCAGAUCCUCUUUGCCCACAACAACCAAAAUCAACUCCCAAACCAAGAUGUUAUCCUGGUUCCACCGAUCCUGACUGCCAACCAGCAACUUAUUUGCCACCGACCACAACACGAGUUCCAAUAACUACUACUAAGGCAAGAUGUUAUCCAGGCUCCACAGAUCCCAGAUGUCCACAAGAACCUCGGACAACACCUAAGCCAAGAUGUUAUCCAGGAUCCUCAGAUCCCCUGUGUACACAAAUUCCCAAAACGACUCCUGAGCCAAAGUGCUAUCCGGGAUCGAAUGAUGUAGAAUGUUUAAAUUGUUUCCCUGGGUCACCAGAUCCACGUUGUCCGAAAAUUCCAACCACCCCAAAACCGGGAUGUUUUGAAGGUUCUAAUGAUCCCAAGUGUCAGCCAGCAACUUACCUUCCACCAACAACAACAGCUAGAACUCCACUUACGACAUCUAAGGAAUUAUGCUACCCAGGAUCCAGAGAUCCCCUUUGUUCUCAAAAACCAAAGUCAACAUCCAAACCAAAAUGUUAUCCCGGUUCAAGAGAUCCUGAAUGUCAGCCAGCCACGACACGUGCUCCAGUAACUACCGCCAAACCAAGAUGUUAUCCUGGCUCGACAGAUCCCAGAUGUCCACAAGAACCUCGGACAACACCUAAACCAAGAUGUUACCCAGGAUCUUCAGAUCCCCUUUGUCCACAGCAACCAAAAUCAACUCCCAAACCAAGAUGUUAUCCUGGUUCCACCGAUCCUGACUGCCAACCAGCAACUUAUUUGCCACCGACCACAACACGAGUUCCAAUAACUACUACUAAGGCAAGAUGUUAUCCAGGCUCCACAGAUCCCAGAUGUCCACAAGAACCUCAGACAACACCCAAGCCAAGAUGUUAUCCAGGAUCUUCAGAUCCUCUUUGCCCACAACAACCAAAAUCAACUCCCAAACCAAGAUGUUAUCCUGGUUCCACCGAUCCUGACUGCCAACCAGCAACUUAUUUGCCACCGACCACAACACGAGUUCCAAUAACUACUACUAAGGCAAGAUGUUAUCCAGGCUCCACAGAUCCCAGAUGUCCACAAGAACCUCGGACAACACCUAAGCCAAGAUGUUAUCCAGGAUCCUCAGAUCCCCUGUGUACACAAAUUCCCAAAACGACUCCUGAGCCAAAGUGCUAUCCGGGAUCGAAUGAUGUAGAAUGUUUAAAUUGUUUCCCUGGGUCACCAGAUCCACGUUGUCCGAAAAUUCCAACCACCCCAAAACCGGGAUGUUUUGAAGGUUCUAAUGAUCCCAAGUGUCAGCCAGCAACUUACCUUCCACCAACAACAACAGCUAGAACCCCACUUACGAUAUCUAAGGAAUUAUGCUACCCAGGUUCCACAGAUCCUCUUUGUUCUCAAAAACCAAAGACAACUCCCAAACCAAGAUGUUAUCCGGGUUCGAGAGAUCCUGAGUGUCAACCAGCCACGACGCGUGCUCCAGUAACUACCACUAAGCCAAGAUGUUAUCCUGGCUCGACAGAUCCCAGAUGUCCACAAGAACCUCAGACAACACCUAAGCCAAGAUGUUAUCCAGGUUCAACCGAUCCUGACUGCCAACCAGCAACUUAUUUGCCGCCUACAACUACAAGAAAUCCAAUUAUUACUACUAAGUCGAAAUGUUACCCAGGCUCCUCAGAUGCAAGUUGUUCAGUGCAGUCUAAAACUACUCUGAAGCCGAGAUGUCAGUUCGGAUCAACUGAUCCUGACUGCCGACCUGCCACGUACUUGCCACCAACUUCAACAUCUUCUUCAGUACGCUGUUACCCUGGCUCCUCUGAUCCACUAUGCUCUCAAAAUUUGAUUACCACAACACUCCCACCUAAUACAACACCAGUGUAUUGUUACCCUGGUUCUAUUGAUCCCCGUUGUCCCGAUAGUGGUUACAAGGGCACCAGCCGAGUUCCAGCUACAUAUUUGCCACCUUUAAGUGAUCCUGGAUAUGACAGGACAAUAAGAGACGCGAAGAGUUUGUUUUUCAAAGAGAUAAACCAGCUGGCAUACACGAACAACAAUGUGUUUGAACUAGAAGAUGAUGACGACAGUGAUAGAAGGAGAAGUAAACGUGAUUUGCAUGACUUAAGCCCGUUGGCAAUCAAUGAAAACAAUGAGGAUCUGCUAUCAAGAAGAAUUAUGAAGCGCGAGUUUAAUGAUCGCCCAACGGAGAAAGAGGUAAUCUCCCUAACAGUGGGUGUGCGAACGGCGAUCACGGUUAAAUAGUCAGAUGGCUGGCAACCUUUGGCCAAUAUUACUCCCUAAAAACUUUGUAACAUAAAAACUAAUGUAUAUUCGCAUAAGCGUGAAAAUAUAUGUAUUAUAUUUAGAUUUAGGUAAUGUAAGUUCAAUACUCAUGAUGUUUUUACUACAAAGUGAAUAUCUGUGUAUUAAACCCAGUU